CUCAGGAUACAUUCAGAGCGGGUAUCCUUUCGCCCCAGGAUGGAUGUCACACUGAUGUUGUUCUUACUAGCUUGUAUCAUCGAGUUGACGAACGGUGCACAUGUUCCCAUUGUCAGAAAAGGAGAUCCGUCCAACUGCCACACCCCACUCGGGGUGCAAUCACCCGAGCAAGUCCUCGCGAGUCGGAUCAAGAGGACCAGCGGAGCAGGGGAAGGGCGGCUGUUGGGAGCGGAUGCUUGGGUUACACCGUUUGGAAAAGGUCUUAAUGAGUCGAUCACGGUAGAUUUAGGGCAUGGUUAUAUCAUCUCGGGCAUCGAGACGCAAGGGGACCCGCAGGCGCGACGAUGGGUCACACUGCUCUCUGUUGAAUACAGCCAGGAUUGUCAUCGAUUCACAAUAAUAAAAUCAUCCACAGGAAGCCGAAAGGUUUUUACAGCCAACGUUGACCAGGACACAGCAGUGACAACCAUCUUCAGUGAUAUUAUCCAAGCACGUUGUAUCAAGUUUGUACCCAUCUCCACAAGAUACAACAGAACCAUUGCAUUAAGAGUGGAAGUGUUGGGCUGUGACGAAGGGGAAUGCAGAGUGAUGCCAAUAGGGGUCGCUAGUGCCUCCAUUAUACCGGAUAACCACUUCCUUAGUUCGGAUCAGGGAGUCUCGCCAAAUUACGCGCCACAUCGGGCGAGACUUACAUCAAAUACUGGUUGGAUUCCAAGAAAUAACUCUAACUCUUGGCUGAUUAUAAAAUUUCCGAGCGAAAAGAUCAUCUCGGAAAUGAAAGUUGGAGGGGAAGUCAGAGGUCACCGAUAUGUGCGGAGUUUCACCUUCCAAAUCAGCAGGAAUUGUAUAAGAUAUUUUACACUGAUGGAGGAAGGGUCCACGAGAGAAAAGAUAUUCACAACAGAUUCGACUAGCGGGGACGGUAUUUCAGUGAUCCGUCUUCCGAGCCCUGUACGAGCCUCCUGCGUCAAGAUAGUUCCAAGGACAUACCCUGACCAGGGUGUCGCCGUUAGAGUGGAGUUCACUGGAUGUGGGACAGGAGGAGGUAUUCUUGGUUCUUGUGGUGUGAGGAAACACAAAGAGAAGCACUUCAAAGGCGUCCGUGAGAAGCGUGUGGUGGGCGGUAUCCCCACUGAGCAGGGCGAGUGGCCGUGGCUGAUCUCGCUUAUGUGGCAGGGGAUUGGACAUAAGUGUGGAGGGUCUCUCAUACAUCCUCAAUGGGUCCUCACAGCGGCUCAUUGCGUCUUACGUAAUGACACGAAGAGCGGCCACGAGAUGGUUCGGCCGAGUAUGUGGACCGCCAGGGUCGGAGAGCACAACUUCGAGCUGGAACAGCGACUUUAUGCCGACUUUGAGGUGGAGAGAAUUAUACCACACCCGCAGUUCAGUUGGAAGACCCUCUUCAAUGAUCUCUGCCUUUUCAAGCUGAACCGAUCAGUCGAAAUGAGUGACUACGUCAAUACCAUUUGCUUACCUGGUGAAGAAGAGACGGUGGUGGCUGGGGAGGAGUGUCAGGUCGGGGGGUGGGGGUACAUGACCUACAUGUAUGGUGAUUAUACCGAUAUCUCUAACCACGUGGACGUGACCGUUGUGGAUACACAACAGUGUGACAUCCUUUACGAGGAGUCCUUCCAAAGCCAUCUCAACAUAACCGAGGAGAAGAUGCUAUGCGCCCAUGGCACAGACGGAGGAAAGGACAGCUGUCAGGGCGACUCCGGUGGCCCGCUCAUCUGUCAGAAAGGCGAGAAAUGGGUUCAGUUUGGCGUGACGUCAUUCGGUCAGGGGUGUGGGGAUAAGAAGUUCCCAGGCGUCUACACCAACGUACGUAAACACAUGGAAUGGAUCGACGCCGAAAUCGUUGCGAAUAUCAGAGACUAGGAGAUUGACUGAUAUCACAUGAACGAUUUUACAGAAGACGCUUUUCGAGGGGUUGCCGGGAUCACUGACCUGAAGUUUAUUAGACACGGGAUAUGAAACCCUUGCUACCUUGCUGUGGUGCCCCCCCGGGAUGCCUUGGUCACACCACGGACGAGUCUUCAUCGGUAGUUGUCACCUAAGGUGCUUCCUGCGAUGCCCAAUACCCCCACGCCAUGCCACGUCCAGGCUGCAGGACUCAUUGACAGGCCUGUUUACAAUUUGCAAGGGUCAUUGAUCACUUUGACUGAAAGGAAUAUAUUUUAAAAAACUUGCUAAAUAAUCAGAAAACUAAAGAAUUACACUUUCUAUGUUUUUUAAAUAGUUGAUUAACACCUUUUCGCCCAGGGCUUUACAUUGGCUGACUCUAGGAUAGGCAGGUCUCGCGAUGGAAAGCCUGGACUGACUUUCAUGACACCCCAUGUCCGUGGUUUUCUUUUAUGUCGUGAUACUCAGUAGUCAGUGAUGCAUCUGUGUUCAAUCAUGGCCUUGCUUUGUGCCACGAUAGGCGUCUUCGGAAUUGCUAAUACCAGUCCUGAUUCUUUUGAAGUCCUUCCCAAUUCUAGCUCGAGUAGAUCAGCGAGUGGCAAAGUUCAGGGGUAGGGUAUAUAGAUAGCUUACAUUAAAGCAUGAGUUGACCAGUUCAGGGUAUACACCGAAGUUUACGCCAGAAGCUAGCCAAUACCUCCAUCAUAGAGGCUCUUACAGUCUUAUCAUAAAAAACAAGGAAUAUAGGAUACGAGGGUGCAAUGCAAUGGAAAAAGAUGAUACACAUGAACCUUGCAGUAACCCUCGCCUCUGUCAGUACAGAAAUAUAAUCGACAAACAGAGAAAUAGAGACAGGCAUUGUAAAUACUGUGAACAAAGAGAUGA
Molecule: messenger RNA, 2787 nt
Organism: Lineus longissimus
Lineage: Eukaryota; Metazoa; Nemertea; Pilidiophora; Heteronemertea; Lineidae
Exons: 14
Coding region: 40-1878 (612 amino acids)
Biological process (GO): proteolysis
Molecular function (GO): serine-type endopeptidase activity
Source: RefSeq, a predicted model, not a curated record